CGAGGAAAAUCAAAGUCCAUUCAGCGACUUUUGUAGCUGGCCAUCUAUAUAUAAUACACAAUCCUAUCAUAAUCUAACCCAUGCAAGGGAUAACGAAUAAUACCCACUAGAAAACGCUAGAUGGAAUUAAAACUCCAUGAUACUACCCACAAAAAGGAGGGGAAGAAAGAAAGAAGGCUAAAAAGCCAUAAUACCACAACCCUCUCCCCGGUACCAAGCCACUUACUACACAACUAACCACCCCCGUUCCACACUCUCUCCUUCUCCCUCUCCACCCACCUUCCAAAAUCCUUCCUAAACCCACCACUCCUCCCCUUCACCACCUCUUCAAACGCCACCCCCCUCCCAACCCUACGCUCUGCCCCAACGCAACUAAGGUCCAAUAACGGAAUCAUCGAAGGCCUCCCAUGCGCGCACUGAAACGGAAACUUACAUUCCGCCAGUUUGCCAAUCAGCACGCGACACUCGCCGAGCUCCAGAGGGUCGUUGAACAUGAUUGCACUGCGGCAGGCGCGGGAGUUGACCAUAUCUGCCAGCGCGGCUGGGCAACGUGAAAGCAGCGGCGCAUGAGGGUCUAAAGACGAGGCGGUCGGGGUCGAGCUAGGGAGUGCCAUGGUGGAGGUAUCCUCGAGAACGGGGAUAUGUCGGCGGAGGAUGUCUAUGGCGAGUGAUGGUUGGGAGGCGCAGCGGUCGGAGACCAUUUCCGGGAGGGAGGUUAUUGUUAGCGUGUUUUGCUUCGGAUCCUCUUUCUCCUCUCUCCCGCCGAUUGUGAUGGUGUAGUGUAUCUUCCAUUCGGAGAAUGAAGCGCGGUGGCGGGUGAAUAACUCUGUUUCUCUGUGCGAGAUUUUGUACGUUAGGUUCCCGCCCAGUGUCCCUGUUUGGUCUCCCCGUGGCUUCCCUUCUGGGGAACAUAGCUCCGUAAACAAGGCUUCCACGCGAACGCGCUCGUCCGCGGCGUGCUGGUCUACUAUCACCAAGAGGCCGGACGGAUCUGGGGAUGAGGAAGUAGUUAUUCCGGCCAUUUUUAUCAAGACGUACUUCUUGUCUACCUGUGAGAUGACUUCCGCAUUUCGGAGACCCGUUUUGGUUAGUUUUCCUAACGUCGAAGCAGUCUCAAAUAACGGCGAGUUGGUCGCUGGGUGGGCACAUCCAGGCACAAAUUCGGAGGUGUGAAGUGUGAUCCGGGGUAUUGGAG
Molecule: messenger RNA, 1195 nt
Organism: Tuber aestivum (summer truffle)
Lineage: Eukaryota; Fungi; Ascomycota; Pezizomycetes; Pezizales; Tuberaceae
Source: the annotation of a GenBank genome assembly